Messenger RNA from Uloborus diversus, 386 nucleotides. RefSeq lists its product as uncharacterized. Lineage: Eukaryota; Metazoa; Arthropoda; Arachnida; Araneae; Uloboridae. Bases 3 to 386 code for a protein of 127 amino acids. The record is from RefSeq and is a predicted model, not a curated record. The transcript has 4 exons.
UCAUGUUAUCUAAAACAGUGAUAUUUCUUUUUGUGUGUUUAAGUGUUAUUCAUGGCUUUCGCUCAAAAAACUUUGGUUCAAAACCAGAAACUUCGGCAAAUGAAGAAGAAAAUGUCUAUCCGUGUUACCGAGAUGUUAAUUGUGCAUUAGGCAAGGAAGCGAAGGAUAAGGCAAAUGAAUGUUACGAUUAUCUUAGUAAAGAGAACUUGAAACUGGGGAUAGAUUGGCUCGAAGAAAGCUCAAAGAUGAUAAUCAGUAAAAAAGACAGAGAAGGAGCAAUGGAACAAUUCUGUGAAAUGGAAGAAGCACCACGCAGUGGCAGAAAAGAAAAAGGUCCAGAGUGGGAUUUGAUCGUGCUAUCGCUGGAGCACAAAAUCGCGCCUUAA